AUGACAUCAGAACAAAUGAAAAAUCCUUAUGCAUUCGAGAUCGCUUUAAAAAAACAAAAGAAGAAAAAGCCUUAUCAGGCCAAAUCCUCCCCCAUCCGCCCCUAUCAACUAGAAAUCACACGAGGGAAAAAGGCGGAAGAACAGGCUUGUCGGUUUUUAAAAGAACAGGGACUCCUCUUUUUAGCUCGCAACAUGGCGUGUCCAUUCGGUGAAAUCGACCUCCUCAUGAAAGAGGGUGAGACCCUCGUAGUCAUUGAAGUGCGACAACGUUCGUAUCUCCGUUAUGGACAAGCGAUUGAAACCAUCGAUAACAAGAAACAAAACAAACUGAUACGUUCUCUUGAGUACCUACUUCAACACAUCGCCAUUCAUUUUUUUAACGGACACAUCCCCAACUAUCGAUUUGAUUUGGUCACACUGGAUCAAGAACAGCUUCAGUGGACAAAAAACGUGAUAUUUAUCAAGAAGAAAAGAUGA
This is a messenger RNA of Globicephala melas (long-finned pilot whale), 477 nucleotides long. Its product is annotated as UPF0102 protein mma_0204-like. Lineage: Eukaryota; Metazoa; Chordata; Mammalia; Artiodactyla; Delphinidae. Gene Ontology annotation, molecular function: nucleic acid binding. The record is from RefSeq and is a predicted model, not a curated record.